Molecule: messenger RNA, 699 nt
Organism: Parnassius mnemosyne (clouded apollo)
Lineage: Eukaryota; Metazoa; Arthropoda; Insecta; Lepidoptera; Papilionidae
Source: the annotation of a GenBank genome assembly
AUGCCGCUUAAACGUAUGCCACCGAAGACUCCGCUUGCUAAUAAAAAUAGUAGUCCUAUGCUAGAAGUCCCUGCUACGCCAAUAACCGAACAAUCAAAAUCAGAGACAAACAUAUCUAAUUUCGAUGAUAGUUUUGUUACUACUAGACGAAAAAAUAAUAAUUCAGAGUUAAAUCACUUCAUGAAGGAAAUGAAAGAUAUGUUAUCAAACGACACCUCGCAAAAUCAACAAAAAAUAUCAUCGUUAGAGUCCAGAAUUAAUGAAGUAGUCUCUCAAAAUUCUGAGAUCAUGGAUACGCUGAGCUGUAUAUCAAGUCAGUACGAUAAUCUAAAUGAUAAGUUCCAGACGCUAUUAGCUGAGAGAAAAGAUCGUGCCUACAUUCGCAAACUUGAAGAUAAAAUCUCGAGUUUAGAACAGCUUUUGCAUGCGUCAAAAGUUGAAUUAAAAAACAUUCCCAAAAAUAACGCUGAGACCAAAGAGAAGCUGUGCUGCAUUGUUCAGAAAACCGCACAAACUUUGGAUGUGCACUGGGUAUUCUAUCAAGAUUCGGCGCCAGCUCAUAGAGCGAAGAGCACACAAGACUGGCUGGCGGCGCGUGAAAUCGACUUCAUCCGGCACGAAGACUGGCCCUCCUCCAGUCCAGAUUUGAAUCCGUUAGAUUACAAGAUAUGGCAACACUUGGAGAAAAAGGCGUGCUAA